Bombus impatiens (common eastern bumble bee) is the source of this 11572-nucleotide messenger RNA. RefSeq lists its product as uncharacterized. The transcript is spliced from 21 exons. Gene Ontology annotation, cellular component: membrane. The coding region runs from base 272 to 5044 and encodes 1590 amino acids. The record is from RefSeq and is a predicted model, not a curated record. NCBI's taxonomy places the organism in Eukaryota, Metazoa, Arthropoda, Insecta, Hymenoptera, Apidae.
CCUGUACAAAUUGCUUAUGUAUGGUGUGUAUACAUUAACACCUCUAAAUGUUGUAUCUACACGUGUGUUCGACUAAUGUGUUCAAUGUUGAAGAUAAUUCAGGUAGAAAGACUCUACGUUGUGUUGCGUCUAAUGCAUUCAGUACGAUUAAUUCAUUUCUGUGACGUGAGAAUUCAAAGAAUGAUAUGAAACACUCGGUCACGUAGAUAUUUUUUAUAUUUCCGCGUAUGUGAGAUGUAGUAUCUUAUACGUGGCAGACCACUGCAAAGCCAUGAAGAUAAGUUUUUCCUUAUCUUCGCUACAACCGCUGGGCCAUGGCUUAGAAAAACAUGGCCAAGCUGGGGUAGCGAUAGAAAGGCCAUACAACAGUCUCACAAAAAAGAGGAAAGAUCCAAAGCAACUUCACAAUCAACGUUUAUGGACAAAUCGUGAAGAUAGCAAAGAUGAGUUUUGGGCAGCAAUACGUUCUAACUAUGACUAUAUUAUGGAUACUAAUUUGAUAGAUAGUUGUAGAGAAGCUAAUGGUGAAUUAACAUGGGACGAGACUGAUGUAUCUACGCAGUCAUGGAGUUUGAAAGAAGUUAGUAGUCAAUUUUCAGAGUUAUAUUCAUGGCUAAGGGUUCUUCAAGAAUUGGUUUAUUGCAAAGAAGAAAAUUUAUUAGAUAAAAGUCUGCGUGCGGCUCACAUGGAGGAGCUGCGACGUAGGGCAUAUAGAAGAAAAUUAUUUAAUGAUCAGGCUGGAAAACUAGUGUCACGUGCCCCUGCUUUGAAAGAUGAAGUGGCGUGGCGUGUUGACCACUUAAAUGCAAAAUGGGAAUUAGUUGAACAAAUUAUGGCACCUGUUGAGCGGCCUGUAUCUAAUCAACAGGAUAUAUCGGCAGAUUUCGAGCAUGAAGUAAAGUGUUUAAGGAAAUGGCUCCGUGAAAUGGAAUCCCGCCUUCAGCCUUUGAGCUUUCAUGUAGAUUGGACGUUAGCAGAGCUCGAGGAAAAAGCAGUGGAGCAUAUGGUACUCCAACGAGACAUAGAAGCGCAUGGUCGAAUCGUCAGUUCGGUCGUUAAAUUAGGAGAUAAAGUUGUCAGUCAGCAGCAAGCACAGCAAAAGGAGCAGGAACAAGAUCAAGAGGAGCAACGGGAACAACGGGAACAACGAGAACCGCCACAAGCUUUACGAACAGCGAGAUCUUUGGAACGCCGAUGGCAUUUGCUGUUUCUACGAGCUUUGGAAUGGCAGUGUCACAUCGAAACUCUUGUGUCUCGUAUAAGCAGUAAGAACUUGGUGGUUUACCACUGCAGUAGCGACAGCGACGAGGAGCCAGUCACGAAGCAGCCUCGACUCAGCCGUAGACACUCGCGAGGUUCUGGAAGGGAAUCCCCGGGUCAGUCGGCUCGUUCGACGCGUUCGAAACGCCACAGAGCCACGAGAUCGCGAUACUACGAGGAUCCAGCCACUAGCAGAGCGGACCUGUCCGAUACCGACGCGUCUUCCGAGAAUCGAUCGAUCAGCGACGGAUCCUAUUUCGAGGAUGAAUUAUGUCCGGUUUAUGUGAUGGACACAAAGUCCGACGGAGUGGAAAAUCUCCAAGAAGUUAAUCGAAUCGCGAGCACGUUAGGCGAUCAGGGCGAAGAAGCUGACAUCGAGGAAGGUGCGGUAAGCGAAGACGAAGAAUACGACAUGCCACCGACACCUGACACCGUACCGAUGACAAAUUCGACGGCCAUCGAGGAGAGCUGCGACCAGAUCGACGGCCAGCCAGGGAACUCUGAACAAUCGAGCGGCAAUUUAGCCGCUAACGAGCCAGUGAAACGUCGCAGAACGACUGAGGAGGUCGCCUCUUUUAACACGUCCGACAGGAAAUCGAAGAAUUGCGCGACCUUCUACUUCCGCCACUUGGACACCGACUCUGAGCAGAACGAGGAGGCGGCGAUCGUAGCGGAGGACUCGUCGGAGGAAGAGUGGACGUACACGUCAUCGCGGGUGAAUAACGUUACGACGGAGCAACGCAAGACCAACGUUCUGGUGCGUCUGGACUUCGGCGAGGGGCAGAGUCAACCACGAGCUAGCGAGGGAAACGCUAAAACGAGCGAAAUGAAGCCCGUAAAAGAGACUUCCAACAUGGAGGGUGUGAACGAGACUUCAAACGAAACCGACGCAUCUUCUCGCUGCGAGAAAGACAGUGACGACGAAACGAGAAACGACAAGACGAGCAUCCAAAGGCUCAUUAAGGAAGUAGAGAAAUUAGUCGGAGAGGAAAGGCGCAACGGUGCAACGAAGACUUUCCCUCAGCUCAUUCUCGAUGAUAAGGAGGGUAUAACGAAUAAUCAUCGCGCCAAAUACGCGAGGAUCAAGGAAUGGUUGAAACUGAACUCUGUACGAAGCCACGACGGACGAUCCACGUCACAGCGUGAAUUACAGCCGUUGGAUAGCUGCGAUGCCAGUGGCGAGUAUACGACGGAAGAAUCCGAUGGGGAGAGGCAGUCGGUUUCAUCGGAGGAUCUACAGAGUAGCGUUGCGACGUAUCGCAGAUUCGAAGGUGCACUGGGUUGCACGUCUCAAUCGGUGUCGCAAGAGAUAUUCGACGACGCUGAGAAAACGCCGAUCAACGAGGCGCAUCCGAUGCUGGACACGAGUACGCCAAAAGUCGUGAUGCGCUCCAAGCAGAAACACAACGGGCCCAGACCAUGGAGCGUAUCUUGUAUCUCACAGAUCGGGAACAACUCGAAUUUGAACCAAACCAAUGACCCGAUUUCGCAGUUCUCCAUAAGCGAAACUGCGCUCCACCAGUUAAUCGCUACUCCGCCCACUAAAUCCGUAUCCCUCGAUGCAACAGGAUCACGGAAAUCGUUCAACAACUCAACGUCCACGUUAUUGGAGGAGUCGAUCAUUUGCCACGACGGCCGUGUGGUUCGAAACAGUUCGUUGCGCAGGAAAAAGAGCAGGUUGCGCAAGAAGAACCUGGGUCGUAAAAGUGACUCCAGUUCGGAAGGUGUUACCGCGAAUCAUUCGGCGGGAAGCGAUGGCAGCUCGUCGAAUCAACAACGUUCACCGCGUAAAGUAAGCGGAAAUCGCGCGAUGCGCACCAUUUCGAGAGACUGUCACGGUCGUUUGACUACCCUGGUAAAAUCCGGCUCUUUCUCGGGGUGCACCGCUCAUCAGCAACUCUCGGCGGAGAGGACGAUCGUCAGCGACCCGACACCGCCGUUUAGGUUACCUUGCUGUACUUCGGUGGCUUCCACAUCCGAGACCGAGGGUGAGGAACAACGUAACUAUACACGAGGCUGCUUCGCCUACUACGAUACCGUUCCAAGCAACAAGGAGCUGUGCAAUCAGCAACUGAACGUCGAUAGCGACAUCGAAAUGAAUAGCCUCGGAAACAACUCGAUCUCCGAUCAAGCUUGGGAUAAUUAUCAGGAGAAAUAUAUGAGCGAGCCAUACAGUGAAGCGCCAGACGUAGAAACGGCACGAAGAUUAUUGGACUUUGGGGAUGAUUACCGAAACUUCCUUGAUAGUCAAUCCGACUGUGCCUCCAGUAUGAGCGCAAUGCCCGCUAGUUCUCCACUGCCUAGAAGUCGUAUGGAUCAUGAAAUAACCGAUACCACGGAAGACAGCGACAGUGACGUGGAGGAUAUACGGAACGUAAUCGAGAAGUCGCAGUCUCAGUUAUCACUUGCUGAAAGUUUAUUCUCGAGGUCGUGCAACGGCACGAUACCGCAAGAUAACUCCGAAGUGGAAUGUGCGUGUAGCGAAAAUCUGCGGUGUCUGCACGCGUUAUUGGAGUCCGUCAGCAAUUCGUUCCGAAGCGAAAAAUACGUGAAACAAAUUCGUGGUGUAUUGGAAAAGUGGGAGUCCCUGACAGCUAGAAUGGAGGAAACGCAAAUGGCCGGUGCGCUUCAUCGUGAGUUAAUAGCUCUACGUACGGAAUUCAAAGCAGCACACGAUAGACUCUUCUCGUACGAGAUCACUCUGGAGCAACCUCACGUACUGGACGAGCGAAUUAAUCGAAUCACGGCUGAACUGACUGCAUUGAGGGAACGUAAGGCGGCGAUGCUGGCGUUGAACGUCCAGAGUCACAGACUGAUCACCGAUGUUGGUAAUUCUAGCUCGUUGAUCUUCACGGCGCUGAAGGAUGGCGUGGCCGAUUUGUAUCGCGUUUGGGAUGAAAUCUUUCAAAAGGGUAAUCAACAAUUGUGCGCCCUGCAAGCCGUCCAGCAGUUCAGCAUACGUUUGACGGAGCUUCAGUGCGUGUUACGGAGGGAUAAGGAUACCCUGGCAGUUUUGGACGUGGCCCUACAAGCGGGAGCUACUUCAGAGGUUGCUUCGUCUGUUCGUCACGUCGCCAGAUUGCUGUCCGAGAAGCAAGACAUGAAUUGUCAGAACGGGACGGUGCUAAAAGACUCGACCACGGAGGAAGUGGGCAGUGGGGUGUUAGCGAAAUUCGGUGACUCGCCACCGAUCAGUCUGACGCAGGAAGGUGGCUCGUUGUCCGACAGUGGCAUCUCUGACAGCGGCAGCGAGCAAGAGUUGAGCGAACGGGAGCGAAGAUUGGCCGCCCUUCGUCGUCUGACCCGCAGUUUGGAGAGUCAACUGGCGCCUGGAAGCGAGGCCCUCGUCGAACUCCUGCAACGUGUCGAGGACGCGGAAACGGAGCUACGAGAUCUUCAGAAACAGUGUCGCGAAUUAAUCGUACGCACUGCUGCCAGUGUCGAGGCGCGAGCUGCGAAGAGGACGAACGGUCAAGUCCAUCAUUUUAUAGACAAGCGCAAGAAGGCUGGUGUUACGGAGAUGUUGAAGGAAGGUGCGGAGCUAAUCGCGACGAACGCAGUGAAAAGCGGCGCCACGGAUGGUGGAGAUCCUGACAACGAGCCUGGUCUUCCCCACAGUUGGGUCUGGCGCAUCCUCAGAGCAGCUCUGCCAUUCCAGUUGGCCCUGGUCGCCCUCUUCUGCGCCGCCUGUCUCCUCGAGCCGCAUUGCUGCGAGGCGACGAACACGUUGAACUUCUCGCUGACCCCUCAGCUACGCUACGUUAGGGGUCCUCCACCUGUGUGAGCUUCACGACGCCAAUCGUUUGUUGGAAAAGCCUGACGCGGCGUCGUACUCCAUGGAAUCUCCACGGAAGACAUCGUUCGUAUGAGAGAGAUCAGUCGAACCCUCAGUCACCGAGCAUAAUCUGCUCCAUUCUGUUGGUCGUGCGAUGCACGAUAAAAUUAGUAGGUGAAUAGAUUGAUAAAUAAUACUAUGCAUGGCUGGAGAGUUUAGCCAGCAGAAUGAUAGAGAAGCAAGAGCUAUUCUGUUUGUUUCUUCGCAGAAGUUCUCUCCAUCUGUAGAAAUAAACGGUCGACUCGCGGAUGCCAACGUCUCGCUCCAAUAAUGAUACGCGCGAUUUAUUUCGAAAAUUGUAUCAUUAAAGGCGGUUUUGUUCUAACGUGGACAAAAUUAGACUCGCGACGUUUCAUCGCCAGACAACUUUCCAGCCAAGAAUAGUACGAAGAGCGCACGAUUUUCGGCAAAUUCGUAGUAUCGAUUAUCAAUACGUCGUCAAUUAAGUUGGGAACAAUAUAAAAAGUGAGAGUUAUCAUUGUUUUGUCCAGAUUUUUGACGUUCAGUCGUCGUUUCUGAAAUACCGAAGUUUUAUAUUUAUCUCUAAACUUUUUAUAUUUCAACUAUAUUUAUACUAAAAGUACUCUACACAAAUGUGAAAAAAUACAAUAUCGCUUAGCGUUAAUAUUUUUCCACUGAGACUUAAAUACGUAAACUGUAAUUUGUUUUUUUUUUUUCUUGACACGUUCGAUUCUCGAUCUCACUACGAGAAUUCUUCCAACUUUGUUUACUUUACGCUUGCACUGCCAUAAAGAAUUCCGAGUGUUCAGUAAUCGAGUCAAUUUAAAGCACAAAGCUCGAUCUUACGACGAGACUGCAACUUCGUCCACAAGACAAAAAUACUUUUCAUUUGAAUGUGAUGGUUCCCUGUUUUAUUUCACGUACGAUAGAGAGAAGAUCUGCGCUCGUUUGAGAUUGUGAUACGAUAGAAAAUUAAAAAAAAAAAAAAAAGAUAGAAGAAGGUGAAGAACGGUAUAGAUUAAUAAUGUAAAAGUGACUGAGGCGCGACGUAGAGACUAUGAGCACUAGGUCAAAACAGGAAAAAGAAAAAAAAAAAGAAGGACGAAUGAGGAAGAACUUUUUUAUACGUUUUUACAAAAUCAGAUAUUUAACUGUGCGAAUCGAGUAUGAAACGAGAGGUAAGUAUAACUUCGUAUACCUGCUCUAGCCACGUGCGAAAUCGAGAAUGAAUGAGAGGGUCGAGAUCUACGUAGACAAUCUUCGAGCCUUCGAAUAUAACGACGAAUCGAAACCUCGUAGCAUAAUUCUGCAAAUUCUUGAAGAACGAAAGAUUCAACGAAAUAUAGGAACGACGUAGAGGUACAGAUGAAUAACAAAAUAAUUAAAAAAAAAAAAGAAAGAAAUAACAAAGAAAAAAGAUAAGGUUGACAGAUAUUUAUAAAGAGAAUAACUUUAUCUUCAUUUCAGAGAAUUUGCAAGGACAAGUAACGAUAACGAUGAACGAAUGAAUGAAAUCUUUUCUCGCAUAAUAUCGAGUUCGAGGUUUUCGAAACUGAUCGAUGAAUCAGUGGCGCGCUUUUUGUUAUAUAGUAUAAAUAUUUAUUUAUAUAUAUAUAUGUUGCAAAUUAUAUAUAUACAUAUACGUAUUAUUGUUUGUAAUUUAAUGUGAAUCGGGAGAGGAGAUAUUUUAUAGCGUUCUCCGAAUGAUUGGGAGACAAAGGGAACGAUGUUCUAUGCGCGAACGCUGAUGUUCGACGAGUAUGAUGCAUGCGAUGUUAAACGACGGUAGUAUCGUUUGAUUGUUUUCAACGAUUUUGUUUUUGUUUCUGUUUUUUAUGUGGACGAUGGUUGUUUACAGCAGUUGGUAGCAUUGGCCGAUGGUCGACUGCUACCGUAGAGUAGAGAAUGCGGGUGAACUUCUUUUGCUGAAAUUCUGAAUCAGUCGAUCGAAAUAAAUUGACGUUUACAAGACGCAUAAAGAAAAAAAAUAGAAAAAGAACGAAGAUUUCCAUAUCUUCCUCUUUAAAAAAUCUAUGUCGGUAAGUAAACGACCAACGAACGAAAGGAUUCUGGAAAUCAGAAUUUCAGCAGACGAACUUCUCUCGCGUAGAAAUUUUCAGACUCUCUUUUCGACCGCUCCGAUAAAGAAAAAGGAAAAAAGAUAAUGAAAAGAAAGAAAGGGACCAAAGUCGUCUUUGAGUCUUGCGGAGGAAAACGGCGACGCCGAAAAGAGAUCUGAAUUGCAGACACAGGUUUCUGGAAUUUUAAUGAAACUAACAUCUGACUGACGCACACACUCUCACGUGACCCGUCUCCGUGAUAAUUUCAUUAAAAUACCAGCGAUAUCGUGUUUGAAAACCGCAUACGUAGUCACGAGAUCGUGCUACGUGAAGUAAAGUCAUCUUGCUUCUUCGGAGAACAUCUAAUAUCGAAGAAUCGCGAGACGCACUAUUUUCUGAAGUUCCAUCGAACUUCGCGGUUCUGUCCGCAUUUUUUGUCAUCACUUAACCAAUCGAUAUACUUCGUACGAAGGAUCUUGCGAAUAUCGAGGAACAAUAAUUCUCGUGGUGAACGAGUUUGGUAAACAUUUAUCCAAUGACAAGGAUGAAAGAAAAUACGUAACAAAUAAAUAAAUAAAUAAAUAAAUAAAAGGGUAAAUGUUGAUCGAAAACACACCCUCAAGUGAUACGAUUCGCUGAUAUUGCGAUCAUGUGGUUGAAUCGACAGCCGUGUUUGCUGCUCGUGUUGCUUGACGACUGAGAAAAGGUAAAGAAAAGAAAAAAAAUCAUAAAAGACGAUGAUAAAAUAGAUGAUAAAAAUGUUUGAAAAAAUAUAUAUAUAUAUUAGACGAUGAAACUGUUCGUCGUUUGAUCGUAAGAGGACAACGAUUACGAAGACGAUGAUGAUAGAAACGUGUGAAGGUAUAUUAUGGUAUAAUGAAAGUAAAUGGUCUUUGAGUUGGGGAGUGAUUUCAGCGAGAAUUCAAAGGUGAAUAUGAGAAAAGGAACUUUAGGAAUCUGUCUGUUGUUUAUUGGGAACUUUAUUCGUUCUUGCCAUACGAACAACGGAACUAAUUGAAAUCUGACAGUUCUGUCGAUUUACAUUGACAUUUAUUUGUCGAACUAACGAAAUGUUAACAUGGUACAUUAGGGUGCAUUACGAAUGCGUGGGUUUUUAUACACAUAUCCUCAUCGCUUGUAGUUGUCGCAUGAAGGGUCACUUUACUUGUAUCGAGUAGAUCGUUUCGAUAACUUGCAACGGUACUAAUGUUAGGGUGUUUAGUAACGUUUCUUGUAUACGGUGUUUCAUUUUAACUGAAUCAUGUGUUAGCGAUAUAAAAUAUGUCGGAUGAAAAUUAGGAGAUUCUAUAAAAGAAGUUGCAUUACAAGCAGAAAUAAGUUUUAUCUUCCAAAAUAUACUCCUAUAGAUUACAAAAUAUUGAAACACGUCCAAUUAUCGGAAAUUAAAAAUAAAAAUAUUUUUGUUGAAGGAUUCAACUAUAUUUGUUAAUCCUUAAAAGUACAAAUACUUAGACGCAAUAAGACUCAAUUGGAAGACAUGUAUACGAAUACAAUAAAUAUCGGGCAAUACUUGCUUGGAAAUUUUCCACGUUUCGAUUUUCGUUCAAAAACUUAUUCGACGUUGAAAUGCGCAUGGCUCGCUUGAAAUGAAACACCCUGUACGCGAGCUUCUAUAAAACCUUUACCAAAGGUUUUCAUAUUAUAAUCAUUGAUACAUGCUGAAUAUUAAACGCUGUGAUUAUCCACAUGGUUUUCCAAGCGAACUGAUCUUCGAUAGGGAGUAAUAAGAUUACAGUUCCGUCACGCAACCUUUAAUUCGAUCAAUUUAUUUCAGCACGAUCGCUCGAAAACUUGCGUGACACGGAGUAAUAGAUAGCGAAAAUAAAAGCAUCUAAAACAAAAAAAAAAGUUUCGAAUUUUAUUUUUGUACAUCGUAGGGAUAAUUAUUAUUUGAUAAUAUGGAUGGAAAAUAUUUCGUCACAGUUUUCUACGCGGUAAAAUAUAGAGGACAGUUUUGUAGGACACAAAUUUACAGUAACGAACGUUCACGACGUUUCGUUCAAUCGACUGAAUCUUUUCGAGCUCAAACAUUUUUUGCAUUUUAUCUUUCGUGCUACAUUUUUCAUUUGCACAAGCACAGUUCUACAUUUCGUACGAUACUUUGGCCAAUUUACGCGAAACGCGAUCUUACAUAUUUUAGAUUGAUCAAAAUUGGUAGAUGAAACAAAAUGAAAAUAAAGGAGUAGAAUUAAUGUAAAUAGCGCGCCUGUAAAAAGAAUCGAUCGCACUUUAAGAUCAAACGAUAUUUUUUGUAUUAAAAAAUUUUUAAAAAAGAAAACAUACACGUAUAACUAUUGAUUUUUCGUAGAGGCGAACGAAAAUUAAAGUGGUAUAUUUUGUGAAAUAUUUUGUGAGGGGAAAGGGGUCCGUAGGCGAUAGGAUGUUUCAAUUUCAGCUUCGUUAGAGCGUAAUGCGAUUAAUAUCGUGCUUCGACGUGAAUCGUUAGGAUCGCCCAAUUUUCCAACGAGUGGGGCAACAAAAAAUCAAAUAUAAUCAACUAUAAUCAAACAUAAUCAAUAUACGUAAAGAAUAUGUAUAAAUUUGUAUACGUCAAAGUAAAACGCGUUACUCGUUGGAAAUUAGAGCGAUCGUAUUAGAGCUUCUUUUACAGAACAGAUCGAACUUAUCGUUAAGAGGAUGAUUAGAUCGAUUUGAUAGGUUUGAACAGUUUGUGCACGAUGCUUACCGUGUAAGCGUGCAUGCGUGUAAAAGAGAUUGAACGAAUGUGUUCGCAUCCAACGGUAGAUGGAUGAUACACUUCUGUCGAGACGCUAACUUUUCGUGCAGGACCAGUCGUUAUCGCGAAAGAAACGUGCGAAACGAAAGAUAACAAGGGUCCCCGAGAAAGAAGAAGUUUGCAAAAUGUCUCGCAGACUUAUAUUUUUUCACUGCACAUAGCAGACUAAGAUUAUGACGUCUUUGAGCGUUAUCCAGCGUGAUUGAGUUUGAGCACUGUUUGUGCGUUGUGUUUGUGUCAGAGAGUGUGACACAGGAGAAUAGAGUUUGGAAUCAGGCGGAUCAAGCAUUGAUCGAAGUAAAACUGUAUAUUCAUAAGCAUGCUACGUUAUAAUAAGAUAAAGGAACGUGAGAGAUAACUUAGUAAGAUACAGAACAGAAAAGAGGAAAAAAGAAAAUAAAUGAGCGAGAAGAGAAAAAAGGGGAAAAGGUAACAGUAACCGAUGGAUCGAUGUAUAAUUCUUCCAAUGUUUCAAAGAAUAUACCAUUGACGAUCCAAAGUUUGAAAUGCUGUACUUACGUGUUCACGACGGCGACGACAAAUGGUGACAUCAUACGUGUACACACACACACACACACACAUAUACACACGCAUGCAAUUAUUAUCCAUACACAGGGCACAGAGCUUAAAAAGAGCCUCUUGUAUUCUCUGAAUACUUGAUUUUUUAUUAAACAGAUUGUCCUAUGGGAUCGAGUAGAACUUUUCAUUGAGAUCUGCAAGAUGACGACACCCUCAGGGGUCGUUCGAUGUCGAAGAGAAAAGCUUAACGCGAGGGCAGAGCGAUUUUCACCCAACGAGAUGUAAUUCGUCAUAAUUUUUGAGAAUUAAUUGCUUUAGAAAAUUGUAAGCAUCAUUGCUCCUGCUAUACUUUGACUCUAUCCUUCGUUAAACAUUCCCUUCGUUAAAAAUAUACGCAAAAAGUUACGAUAGAGGAAAAUUUAUCGUUCGAGUUGGUAAUAUAAUAUAAAGUAUUGCUUAAAAGAAUUUCGUCAACUUUCAAAUUUAUUUACAAGUUUCUGUUUCAUGAUUCAGCCAUCCGAGGAUGAAAAUUGCUCUGUUAACGCAAUAAUAAUGCUAGAGCGUUAUCCUGCACCCUAGGGAAACUGUCUUAGACUGUACUACUUAAAGAAACAACGAUUCUUCUGAUCGAACAAUUUAAUUCGAUCCUUUAAACAGUACAUUAGGAGACAAGUUCCACGGUUACAAGUCCUUGGUCAUCGAAUUCGUGUUUUACGUUCAACAUCGACGUCGUCUGAAAGCACGUCGAUGGCGGAAACUUUUGAACGGAAAACCUGAAGUCGACGAACACGAGGUCUGCCUCACCUGCCUACUCUACCUAUCACAACGUGUAUAAAGUACCUGAGAAAUCAAAAUAUUACUUAUAUAUAAAUAUAUAGGAUUAACGAGAAGCAUCUUGUUUUUCCUCCGUUUCAUUCGUAUCAUCACCGCAUCAGGCGAGCGUCUGCUCGCAAAGUGAAAAAAUAAAAGGAAAAGAAUUGAUGGAAAAAACGAAUCGUGUCGUGCUUUGUACAGCUUUGAUUUGUCGCGAAAAUGUAUUCACCUUUGCGUUGCUGUAGCGGCUACUUAGAUUAUACAUUGCAUGCGGUUUUACUUUUAAACGAAAAUUAUGAUAUAGGGCAACGCUCGAACGUGUUGCUGUAUAUUGGGGAAAAAUCUAAAAAAAAAAAAAAAAAAAAA